Messenger RNA from Clupea harengus (Atlantic herring), 4258 nucleotides. RefSeq names its product cilia and flagella associated protein 74 (gene cfap74). NCBI's taxonomy places the organism in Eukaryota, Metazoa, Chordata, Actinopteri, Clupeiformes, Clupeidae. The transcript is spliced from 31 exons. Bases 145 to 4221 code for a protein of 1358 amino acids. The record is from RefSeq and is a predicted model, not a curated record.
GUGACGAGGAGGACAGAAGCUGUGCUCGCACUGAAAAACAGCAUUGCAGUCUCAAAGGAGGCGUUGCGUGUGCAGAGGGCACGUGCCCAUGCUGUGGGCCAGAGGCGCAGCAGGGUGGAGGGGCAGCAGGUGGAGGCUCUGAGGAUGGAGGGCAAGAACACCACCCGAGAACUGCACCAGCAGCGUGUGCUCAACGCCCUUCACCACAGGAAGGAGGAGUUUGAGGAGAGGCAGAGGGCUCGGAGGAUGGAGAUUGUCUCCAAACUUCUGCAGGAGGAAGAGUUCAUGGAGAAAAGCAAGCAGCGACAGGCUCCGCCCCUCCCAGUGGCCCAGGCCAAAGGAGCAGAGAGGACCAUGGGAAACAGGAAGACCUUUGACAAGAUCCUGAAGAAACUAGAACCAGUGACUUCAGAAGCUGAGGAACACACACCGACGAUGCACCCCGCACAGCCCCAACAGGAGGGGCUUAGAGGGAUGAGUGACACCUCCGCACAGCCCCAACAGGAGGGGCUUAGAGGGAUGAGUGACACCUCCGCACAACCCCAAAAGGAGGGGCUUAGAGGGAUGAGUGACACCUCCUCAGACGAGGCCUCAGAGGAGGAAGGGACGGACCCCGAUGGAGAGGAAGAGGAGAGCGGAUCGGACGACAGUCAGCUGGAGCCAGUGUGCACACUGGAGGAGCUCGCUGUGAAGGCGCCGGUGAAAGAGCGCCCCCCUCUGGUGGAUCGCAGAGUGCAGGCUCCACUGCUGCAGAAAAGGCCUGGGAAAGGAUUCAAGGGGCCGCCCUUCAUCAGCAAGCCAGGCGUCAUUCACUUCAAGGACUUUGAUGUUGGCAAGGUGUACAAGAAGAGGCUCACCCUGACUAACGUCACUUACUCCACCAACUACUGCAAACUCCUUGGGAUCAGCACCCACCUGACGGACUUCAUAUGUCUCAGCUUCCAGCCCCCCGGACCCAUGUCUCCUGGCAUGGCCUGCGAGAUGGAGGCUGUGUUCAAACCAGUGAUGAAUGAGGAUCUGGAGGGGGAGGUUUGUUUCUCCUCUGCAGCAGGAAGUUUCUCUGUGCCUAUCAGAUGCACCACCAAGAAGUGUCAGAUGGUUGUAGAGAGCAGCCUCAUUGACUGUGGGAGCCAUGUGGUGGGCCAGACAAUGACACGCGUCAUCACCCUGAGCAACCAGGGGGCCCUUGGCACACACUACACCCUGCUCCCCGCCUCCUCGUCCAAUCACACGCAGCUCCACUCGCCAAGCCACGCCUCCUCCUCCAGCACUAAGAUGCCUGUAAGCAGAGAGGAGUCUGUAGAACAUGAGAGCCCCCUGCAGCAGACUUUAGGGGAGAGCAUAGCAGAGCAGCAGAGUUCAGAGAGCCCUACCAAACACUCAGGGGCUUCCUCAACAACAUUGUGUGUGAGUGUGUGUGGUGAGGAGGCGGUGUGUGUAGACUCCCCCUCCGUUCCCCCCCAGUCGGAGCAGGACCAGCUGCCCGACCCGCAGGCGCCCAGCCCAGACCAGCUCACUCUGGACCGCACCGAGUCCAGCAGCGACACCAGCGCCGACACCAGCACCGAGAUCCAGCUGCCACAGGUCAGAGAGGGUGAGGUGGGCCCCUUCGGCAGUGCCAAGAUCAACAUCACCUUCAAUCCCACAAUCCCCGGCGAGGCCCACUUGGACUUCCUGAUCACCUUCUCAGAGCCGGCCUGCCAAGCGAUCCCUGUGAGUGUGUGCGGAACGGCGGUGAGUGCGCCUGUGUAUGUGACUCAGCCUGAUCUGGACCUCAAGAUCUGCAGUUACGGACGCCUCUACCAGCAGAGCAUCACUGUACAGAGCAGGGCACACACAGCGCUGCGUCUGAUGUUUGAUGUGUGUAAGGAGCUCAGAAACCACAUCGAGAUUUUGCCCAAGAGCGGCUACGUCCAGGCCCAGACCACCUUUCAGGCCCAACUCAAAUUCCUGCCCAGGCGGUCACUGGCAGAGGAUGCUGGGAGAUUCUUCGACAAGGAGACCGGAGUCCUGGAGGUCCCUCUCUCUGUUCAAGUAGCAGACCAGGCGCGGCCCGUCCCCUUCAUGGUGCAUGCGGUGGUCACUACCUCGGAGCUGGAGUUUGACCGUACGGAGCUGGACUUUGGACACUGCUCAGUCCGGGAGUCUGUGAAGGUCGGCCUGCGGCUCACUAACCACUCACUGCUCCCACAGGACUUUGGGUUUCUGGGUGUACCCAAGUUCAUGGACGUGCAGCCGGGUGACGGCUUCGGGACGCUGUUGCCCCAGGAGACGGUGGACCUGGAUGUGAUCUUCAGUCCGCAGACGGCCGACGACUACAACUUCCAGCUCACCUGCAGGUCAGGGGUCAACAGGACCUUCUGGCUGCAGUGUCGGGGCGUGGGGGUGCAGCCGGUGCUGGAGCUGUCUCACACACUGGUGGAGUUCCGGGCGACGGCGGUGGGCAGCCGCUCCUGUGCCAGCCUGUACGUGCUCAACACACACACCAGCACCAACCAGUACACACACAGCGUCCCCCGCGUCGGCCCCGGGCCCCCGGCCCCCGUCGGCCCCCGCAGGUUCGCCUUCUGCCCCCCCCACACCCAGGACAUCACACUCACCCCCACCAACGGACGCGUGGGGCCCGGACAGAGAUGUUUGGUGCAGGUGACCUUUAACCCCUGCCUCUCUGAUGACAUCAUCAAAGCAGAAGCGGCUCGUCUUCUGGGAAUAAAGCAGCAGCAGGCAGCAGAGAUCUGCAGCAAAGCCACCAGCAUGGAGACACCUACACAGCUUACCAAAAAGGAGGUGGUGCCAGAGACCAAGAAGGGUAAAAAGCCUCCAGCCAAUCGCAACGCAGCAAAGAAGAACAGCAAAGUCACCCUCAGCCCUAAAACAGAGAGUCCACCCAACACACAGCAGAGCGAUGAGGGCUUGGGGCCUGCUGUGGAGUCUCUGCUGCGCUCCUUCAAAGACAAACACCAGCGCUGCAUCAUCCCCUGUUUCAUCUCAGAAGGAGACGCCAGCGAAGAAGAGGAGGACUGCAGCUACAGCCCCCAUAACACCCUGUACCUGGAGCUGAGGUGCCCGGUGGUGCGGCCCAGUCUGCUCCUGCUCAACCACAGCAGCGGAGACAACACACUCAACUACCAGCAGGUGCUACUGGAUGAGAAAGUGGUGAAGAGAGUCACUGUGCAGAACAUCUCUGAGGAAAACCUGGAGCUGACAUCAUCAGUGCUGGACCUGAGCGGACCCUUCCUAUUGGUCAAUGCUCUGAGAGCUCUGAGACCAGGAGACACACACACACUGCUGCUGGCCUUCACCCCCACACAGGAGAAGAAGUAUCGUGAGAUUCUGGAGGUGCGCUGCAGUAGGAUGAGUCUGGAGCUGUCUCUGAGUGGAGAGGGUGUGAAGCCCCUGGUCACAUGUUCACACGCAGGACCAGCCAUGGGGUUGGGAUACGUGCUGGAGAACGACAGUGCAUCUCAAGUCAUCAAGCUGCAUAAUGGCUCAGUCUUGACAGUGAAGUUCACAGCGUUUCUGGCCAGCCCUCCACCCACACAGCAGCAGCAGCCUCUCGCCCAAUCAGACGACACCGAGCAAACUCAAGACCCAUCACCAACUGGAGAUGUCCAGAGCUGUGGUGGUCGGUGUGCGUUUCUUGUGUCGCCUGCAGAGGGCGCUAUUCCUCCAGGUAAAUCUGCAGACGUCACCGUCACCUUCCAGCCUGAUCACGAGAGCCUCGCUUACUCCGACAGAGUGACCAUUCAGCUCUCUAACAAGCAAACCGUGUGUGCACUGGAUCUGCAGGGAGCAGCUCGACGUAACAUCAUGUACCUGUUAGGAGGAGAACCUCUGGAGGAGAACCUAGCAGAUCCAACAGGUGUGUUGAAGGUCCCUAACUCUGUGCUGCUGACCCUGAGGAGUGAGGGGGGCGGGGCCUAUGUGUCACGCUCACUGGAAGUGGGCUGCAUACGCACCACCCUGCCUGUGACCAAGAAGAAUGUAGAGUUUGCGUGGGAGAAUGUUCCGGCGCUGAAGCAGAAGGGCUUCAAUGUGGAGCCGCUGAAGGGGACGGUGGAGCCCGGUGGCCGGCGCUGCCUCUCCGUCUCGUGGGCGCCCCCUAAAGGCACACCGCUGGAUGAGGUGGUGGAGGUGACUGCUCCACUAACGCUGAAAGGAAAUGAGACAGAAGUUUACAGUGUGACCCUCCGAGCACAAACACACACACACGCAGGCUAAUAUAUCAACACACACACAAGCUAAUAUAUCAACACGU